AUGACCGAGGUGCUUGAUAACAUCUCCACAAUUGGCACGAACCACGACAUCCAAAGCUCGCAUAUUGCUCCCAACUCGGCCCUGCCAUGUAGCGACUCGCUGUGGGCGCUUCCCGGCUCAGCCAUAGAUGAGUGGUCCAUCGGCCAGUAUCGAUACUCGUCCUCCUUCGCGCUGUGCAUUAUCCUGUCCGUCACCGAACUACACAAGAUCCACCAGUUUCUUCAGACACCGUGUGACAUGAACGACCUGGAGAAGAUGUACGAAUGGCAGACAGGGGCCCAGCGCAUUGAUGAGAGCUUGACGAUGUGGCGCGAAGAUUUUGUCGCUGCUGUCUUCCGGCUUAUCAAUGCCGAAUCUUCACAUGAAAUGGAACCAUACGUCGUGCUGACGAAUUGCGUCCUCAACACAGCCGUCAUAACGCUCUUUCAGGCAAGGUCACCAUGUCCCGCUGGCAUCGACAAGACCACAGAGCCUUGGAGUUAUGCCACGACGAGAUGCGUCUACGCCUGCGAGAACAUGGCUCAUAAGAUACGGCGGAUGAGCGAGGAUGAGACGCGCAACUGUAACCCACAUCUUCUCUACUCCAUCUUCGUUGCGGCGCGAUUUUACAUCGUGUACUCCAAGGCUCUCGAUGCCGACGUGCCCAUAAACCUGCACUCGCUAGCGUUUGCGCUGAGAACUGCGAGCGUCCGGUGGCCACUUGCUCGUUGCUGCGAGACCGUCAUUAGGACAGCUGUUGCUGAGCAUCGGACGCCUGUCGAAACAUCUUCGCUGCCCAAAGAGUUCUACGAUCUGCGCUAUUCGAGUGUGGAAAUUCUGGAUAUUCUGCUAACUUGGACCCAGAAUUGCCCUCCAGGCAUGGGUAUAUGUGAUAUUGGUACUGAGAAUACGGAAUGA
This is a messenger RNA of Pseudomassariella vexata, 897 nucleotides long. RefSeq lists its product as uncharacterized. The transcript has 4 exons. NCBI's taxonomy places the organism in Eukaryota, Fungi, Ascomycota, Sordariomycetes, Amphisphaeriales, Pseudomassariaceae. The record is from RefSeq and is a predicted model, not a curated record. The coding region runs from base 1 to 897 and encodes 298 amino acids.